Rhineura floridana is the source of this 5524-nucleotide messenger RNA. RefSeq names its product spalt like transcription factor 4 (gene SALL4). Gene Ontology annotation, cellular component: nucleus. NCBI's taxonomy places the organism in Eukaryota, Metazoa, Chordata, Lepidosauria, Squamata, Rhineuridae. Gene Ontology annotation, biological process: regulation of transcription by RNA polymerase II. Bases 630 to 3851 code for a protein of 1073 amino acids. The record is from RefSeq and is a predicted model, not a curated record. The transcript is spliced from 4 exons. Gene Ontology annotation, molecular function: DNA-binding transcription factor activity, RNA polymerase II-specific; RNA polymerase II cis-regulatory region sequence-specific DNA binding.
GCUGUUCUUAUUAUUUUUUAAUAUUCAAGGUUGAGUCCCGUUUCCCCCCUCCCCCAAUCCAUAUUGGAUCCAGCUUCUGAUCACCUUUACUUUAGGGAGCAGGGAAAGGAACUCUCAAUAUUUAUAUUAUUAAUUUUUUUAAACAAAAAUCUUCAGACUUUUUUGGGGGUGACCUUUCUUCCCCCACCUGCCCCCCCGGGGGCACUUUCUUCUAUGGAGGCUCCAGGAUCGCUUUAGCAUCCUUUCUUCUCCCUCCUCCACUCCCUGGGUUGUGGGACAAUCGUAUCUUGAUAUCCCCAUGGAUGGUACUAGUAGGUAACUCCUUAAACUACACCCCCUCCGGAAAUAUUUCUGGGAGGGGGAGGGGGACUAGGCGAGAGGAACACCUUUUGUAAUGCAAGGGUGAAAAAAAUAUUUUCCCCACCCUGAAAUCUCUUUCCUUAUUUGGACGGGGUUCUUCCCCUGCCCUCUCUCGUUAACCAAAAACUUGGAAUUAUCUUUGUGGAGAGAGAGAGAGAUCGCAAUCACUCGGGACCUUUUGUAGCCUGACCUCCAGCCAUCUUUGAUUUCCGACUUCCUAAAAUAACUCCGGGAGUCCACAAGACGCCUCAGGUGACAGAGGUGGCCAAAUGGGUUCCAAAAGGUGCCGAACGGAGGAGACCAACAUCUGCGAGAAAUGCUGUGCAGAGUUCUUUGACCUCUCUGAAUUCCUUGAGCAUAAGAAAAAUUGCACUAAGACACCACCUGUCCUAAUCAUGAAUGAUGGGCAGGGCACGAUGCCCCUGGACGACUUCCCCGACAGCUCCUCAGGGAGUUUUCCAAGCAAUCAGAUGGACAGUCGAAUGGCCAAGGAGAGUCACGCGAAGAGUUGCUCUGCUUCUGUGGAAAAGAGAGGAGAGAGAGUCGGCGCUGAACCAGAGGGAGGGACGUAUCUGAAAACGGAGCCCCCCGUUGCUCCUGCAGCUCACGGGCUGAGCUAUAUACCCAAACCCAAAGUACCAAACACUAACGUGACUUUGCAGUCUAUACGUGGCACGAAAGUGGCUGUCAACCAGUGUACCUCGGAGACCCUGUCUCCAUCUGUGGCUGGCCUCAAUGCUAUCCCAAUGAUCCUUGAGCAGCUUGUGUGCCUACAGCAGCAACAGCUCCAGCAGAUUCAGCUUACGGAGCAAAUCCGCAUCCAAAUUGCCAUGAUGGCCCCCCAUGUCCUGCAUCCUUCGAUAGCUGCUGCAGAUCCCCUAAAAGCUUUGGGGGCUCAUAUGUCCCAACAACUGUCAGCUGCUGUUGCUUUAAUUGGACAGAAAGCUGGGAACCAAAGCCUAUCACUGGAAUCCUUGAAACAAGGCAAACUACCUCAUUCGAAUGCCGGCUUGCCGGCUGCUGUCUCCAUGGCCGGUGGGCUUGCGCCUGCUGCCAUCUCUUUGAAGACCGAUGCAAUCAGAGGCCUCUCAAGCUCCAUGUCCCGCUUCCCGAGCCCUUUGCUACCUCAAUCGUCCAGCUCUGUUAUCUUCCAAAACCCACUUUCUGUCAUUUCCCCAGCAGUGGUCGACCCCUCAAAGAAAGGAAAAGGAAAGUUGCCCACCAUGAACGUGUUGGAAAACAAACUGAGCCCAGAAGAGCCUUCCUCCUUCUUCAAACACAAGUGCAAGUUUUGCGGCAAGGUCUUUGGUAACGACAGUGCUCUGCAAAUCCACCUCCGUUCCCAUACUGGUGAAAGACCCUACAAGUGCAACAUUUGUGGCAAUCGCUUUACGACCAAAGGCAACCUUAAAGUGCAUUUCCAGCGGCAUAAGGACAAAUAUCCUCAUAUCAAAAUGAAUCCUUAUCCUGUGCCAGAACACCUAGACAACAUGCCCACAAGCAGCGGCAUACCCUACGGGAUGUCUGUCCCACUGGAUGAAUCGAACCUUAUUGUGGAUACCAAGCCUAUCCUGACGGCACUGCCUACCUCUUGCUUGCCUCCAAACACUCCCAACCUAGCAAGCAGCAAGGAUUCUUUUGCUGGUGUACUUCUGGGUGAUGUGCAGCCUAGGCCUUCACCAGAAAGUGAAGGGGAUUCUUCAUCAGGUACAGCCAGUCAAGAGUCAGGAGCUGAGCAGAACAGGAGUUCCCCGCAAGCUGGUAGCAGUGUACGUAUUCUCCACGGAGGCAGAGCCAGUGAGCAAGGCUCCGAAACAACAAAGCUCCAGCAGUUAGUGGAGAACAUUGACAAAUCCACGGCUGACCCCAAUGAGUGCCUGAUCUGUCAUAGAGUCCUCAGCUGCCAGAGCUCCCUCAAAAUGCAUUAUCGCACACAUACGGGCGAGAGGCCGUUCAAGUGCAAGAUCUGUGGCCGUGCCUUCUCUACCAAAGGCAAUCUUAAGACGCAUUAUGGAGUACACCGUGCAAAUACCCCAUUAAAGAUGCAACACUCUUGCCCCAUCUGCCAGAAGAAGUUUACAAAUGCUGUGGUGCUACAGCAGCACAUCCGAAUGCACAUGGGGGGGCAAAUCCCCAAUACCCCAGUUCCAGAAAACACACAUGACAUUACUGAUGUGGAGGCUACCACAGCUGAGAACAAUGGAGAUCCAUGUUGUCCAGAUGAUAAUGUAGAAUGCAUGGAGAUGGAAGGAGACCUGGAGUUGCAGGAUGGCCCAAGCCACUCUUCCAAACCACUUACCCCUUGCAAUACUCAAGCUGAUCCUAAGAGUUCUUUGUUUACCAGCAUUUCAGUGCUGGAAAACCAGAUGAAAAUGGUGAACUCGGCAUUGACCUUACAGCGGCAAAGCAGCCAGAAAUCCAGUGAUAAUGGCUCAGGGGAGAGCGAUGGUAUGACCAAUGACUCUUCCUCAGUAACAGGUGAUCCAGACUAUCAGAAUGGUGGUGGGAGUCCUGUUGUCUCUGAUUCAGCUUCUUUCACAGCAUUGUCUCCAGCCAACAGUCAAGCAGAGAGCACCACAUCCAAGUCUCCAGGCUUUAACAUCCAAGAAGAUGGUCUGGUGGGAAGUAAGGCUGAAGGGCCUGAAAUCCAUCCCAUGGAAAAGGAUAGUGCUUUGGAUCUAACUUAUGGCAGUAUUGGUCGAACGAUUAUCAAAGAGGAACCUGGGUUACUCUUCCCAAAUGGAGAAUAUGGCCGAAACAGCAUCCACCCUGCUUUCAUCAGGGCACCACCAACUCUUAUAAAAAUGGAAGUUCCUAGCGAUCGCCCUAUCAGCACGAGCCAUUUUAUUGCCCCACCUCUGUUGUCACCUGCUGGGCCUCCUCUGCUGCUGCCGCCACCCCCUCGCCGGACUGCCAAACAGCAUAUCUGCACUACAUGUGGCAAGAAUUUCUCUUCGGCAAGCGCUCUCCAGAUUCACGAGCGGACUCACACGGGCGAAAAGCCAUUUGCGUGCACGAUCUGUGGAAGGGCUUUUACCACGAAAGGGAACCUCAAGGUUCAUGUCGGAACUCACAUGUGGAACAACUCAGCCAGGCGUGGAAGAAGGCUGUCCAUUGAUAACCCCAUAGCGCUGCUCGGCAAUGAUCCCAAGAAAGUAUCAGAGAUGUUUCCCAAGGAUGUUGUGCCUGCGUCAGUCAACCUCGAUCCUGCAGCAUGGAACCAGUAUGCUGCAGUGCUCAGCAACGGCUUAGCCAUGAAAACCAAUGAGAUCUCUGUGAUCCAGAGUGGUGGUAUACCUUCUCUUCCAACCACAAUUGGGGGAGGUCCAGCAAUCAACAUCGCGAUGAAUUCUGCCUCAGUCUCCAACAUGGAUGGUUCCCAAUCUGCAAUUGGCUCAGAGAUGGAAAAGUCUAGUAGCACUGCUGCAGACAAUGUGCCAAAACGCCAAUUUCCUCACUUUAUGGAGGAGAACAAAAUUGCUGUUAAUUAAAAGCCAAGAAAACCUGAGACGAAGUGGAAUGGAUAAAAAAAUCAAUAUAGAUAUAUAUAUUAUAUUUUUAAGAGAUUACACCUCAAGUAUCCUUAUUUUCCUAUUGAUGUGCAAAUGAUUCUAUGAUUGUCUUUGUAAAGAGUUGUCCAGAGUACAAUCAUGCUGUUCGUUUUGCGCAAAACUAAAGUGAAGCCAGUUUAGGGUUCUUAUGUUCUCUUUUUGGAAAGAUGCGGGUCUUGCAAAGUAGUUCUUACAUGGGUGACUUAAACAUGUAAAAUAUUACCAGUUGUACAAUGUGAAAUUCCAAAAGUGAUGAACAUAUACUUUUUGUUUUGUUAUUAUGGCUUAUGUAAAAAAAACCAAUUGUGGCUUUGAGCAGAGUAGAAUCAAAUCUGUCAGUCAUUAAGAGAGGGGUUAGGGAGCUUGGUAUUCCUGGAAUUCACGACUAAUAUGUGGAAACUAAUUAUGCGGGUAAAUAUCCAAGAAUGCCACCCUUUUAGGAUAGUAUCUUUUUGUGUGUGUGUGGUUUUUUUUAAUGUGGUUUUGAAUGUAAUAUUGUUAUAAUGCCUAUUGGACAUGCAAAUCUCACUUAGAAGAAAUGCUGUUUAACAAGAAAUUACAUUUUUAAACUAGUGCUCUCUGUUUAAUCCAUGAUAAACCUUAAAUACCCUGUAUUGAUGACUGCUGCUUAUUUAAAUACUACAGUGGACACAUGCAAACCAUCAAGAGAACUGUGCCAAAAUCCUGACUUUUCAUUGCAAUGCUCUCCUCCCAUCUGUCCCCCGUACACCAGAUGCAGGUGGCAAGUUGGGAAAGAUUCAUCACCAAGAAGCAGGCACAAAGCAGGAGAGCUGAAAUUUUGUAUAUACUGUUGAAAGGGAAUUUGAUCCUUUGGGAGUCUGAGUUUGGAAUGUUCUGCUAGGAAACUCAGGUGACUGCAUUCGGGAAGCUGUUCACAUAGCAAGAGGAAAUAUUUCCUCUGCAUCAUUGAUCUUCUUAGGAAAGGACUGUAUCGCAAUCCUGUAUUUAAAAUGAAGUAUGUUCUUGGGGGGGGGGGCUUUUUGUUAAAGACAUUUCUACUUUACACAUUCAGGGUGCAAUCUACCCAGACAUUUAUCUGUGUGAACUUCGUACAGCAGGCCCGAUUCAUUUCAUUUGAAGUUUGUACAGGAGAACUUCUGAGGAGGUGGGGAGAGGAGGAGGCGAAGUUUCCUUUUGACUUUGUGUAUUUGCAUUUCCUGGAAGAAAAAAACAAAACAAAACAAAACCUGAUGGCAUUUGUGUUUGUAUGAAGGUUACUGGGAUGGCCCUCUGGAUUCUAAGUUAUCUACCUCAUUAUUAUUACUAUUAUUAUUAUGUUGUUGUUGUUCUUUUUGUAGUGCUAAGUGUCUAUUUUUCUAUAAAAUAACCACUGUAUUAAACUUGAGAUCCCAGCAGAGGCUACUGUGCACUAUUUGAACCAAAAAGUGAUAUACUGGUAAGAAUAUCUGAAGAUGUUAUGUUUUGUGCGUGUGUGUGUGCGCGUGCGUGUAUGCAUGUGGGUUUUUUUGUUUGUUUCUGGGCCAUUCUCCUUAAACCCCUCCCCCCUUGCUUCUGCAGAAUCUCUCUUUGUUGAUGUAAAGGUAUGCUGGAAAAUUUACUUAAGCAUUUGGUAUUAAAAUGACUUGAAUAAA